Molecule: messenger RNA, 3513 nt
Organism: Ilex paraguariensis (yerba mate)
Lineage: Eukaryota; Viridiplantae; Streptophyta; Magnoliopsida; Aquifoliales; Aquifoliaceae
Source: the annotation of a GenBank genome assembly
AUGGCUUUGGUAGAAGUGUUUUUGGGUGCGUUUAUAACUGUGUUGUUUGAGCGAUUGACCUCUCGCGAGUUUUUGAACUUUGCUCGCAGCGAGGGAAUUCAUACCCAAUUGGAGAAAUGGAGCGAAGUGUUAAUGACAAUUCGAGCAGUGCUCAGCGAUGCAGAGGCUAAGCAAAUAACGGAGAAAGCUGUGAAAUUGUGGCUGAAUCGUUUCAAUGAUUUGGCUUACGAUUUGGAUGACCUACUGGACGAAAUUGCCACAGAAGCUUUGGCACAUGAAUUGAAAUCCAAGCCUGAAGCAGCUACCACAAAUAAGGUACGGAAAUUCAUCCCUACUUGUUGUACUAAUUUCCCUAGAUCAGUUACGCUCAAAAUAAAGAUGGGUCCCAAGAUUGAGAAGAUCACUUCUAGAUUACAAGAUAUUGUAAAGCUUAAAGAUGAUCUGGAUUUGAGAGUUACUCGAGAAGCAAGGUCAGGAACGGAGAGGUUGCCAACAACUUCCUUGGUCGAUGAGCCCCGUGUUUACGGUCGAGAAAAGGCAAAACAAGAAAUACUUGAAUUGUUGCUCAAGGAUGAAGCAAGUAAUGAUGAAGCAUGCGUCAUUCCAAUAGGUGGUAUGGGUGGUGUGGGCAAGACCACUCUUGCUCAACUUGUCUACAAUGAUGAGAAGGUUAAGGAUUUCUUUGAUACGAAAGCAUGGGUGUGUGUUUCUGAAGAGUUCGAUGUCUUCAUGAUAACCAAGAUUAUUUGUCAGGCAGUGACCAAUGAAAGGUGUGACUUCAACGACCUCAACAUGUUGCAAGUGAGUCUCAAAGAGAAACUUUCUCGAAGAAAAUUUCUUAUUGUUUUGGAUGAUGUUUGGAACGAGAAAUACGAAGAUUGGGAUCGCCUUCGUGCUCCUUUUCUAGUUGGGCUACCUGGAAGUAAAAUUAUUGUUACGACUCGAAAUGAAGGUGUUGCACGUUGCAUGGGUUCUGUUCCUUCUUACCCUCUGAAUGUUUUGGCAGAAGACGAUUGUUUGUCUUUGUUGGCUCAACAUGCGUUGUGUACAAAAAAUUUUGAUGACCAUCCAAAUUUGGAAGCAAUUGGCAAGGAUAUAGUCAAAAAGUGUGGAUGUUUGCCUUUGGCAACGAAGACACUAGGAGGCCUUCUGCGUAAUAUACAUAGCCCAGAUGAGUGGAAAGCUGUACUGAAUAGCAAAAUCUGGGAGUUAUCCGAGCACAAGAGUGGCAUCGUUCCAGCUCUGAGAUUAAGCUAUCAUCAUCUCCCGUCUCACUUGAAGCAAUUGUUUGCAUAUUGUGCUAUAUUUCCGAAAGACUAUGUAUUUGACAAGGAUGAGCUAGUUUUGUUAUGGAUGGCGGAAGGAUUUCUACAACAAUCAGAAGAAAUGGAAGUGUUAGGUGGCGACUGUUUCAUUGAACUAUUAUCAAGGUCCUUCUUCCAACGUUCAGGUGGUACGGAAUCAAAAUUUGUGAUGCAUGACCUUUUGAAUGAUCUAGCUCAAUAUGUUGCUGGAGAAACAUGUUUUAGGUUGGAUGAUAAUAUGAAGGGCAAUGAACGGUGUAAGAUUUCUGAAAAAGCUCGCCACUCGUCAUUCAUUCGCCACAAAUAUGAGGUCUAUAAAAGAUUUAAGGCAUUUCAUGAACUUCAGGGUUUGCGGACUUUCUUACCUCUGCCAAUUUAUAAGUCAUCUAGUUGGCAAGGCUUCUAUUUAAACAAUAAUAUUUUGGUCAACCUACUACCAAAAUUGCGGUGCUUAAGAGUCUUAUCUUUGUGUGGAUACAAAAUAAAUGAGUUACCCAACUCGACGGGGGAUUUGAAACAUCUUCGGUACCUGAAUUUAUCUCAGACAUUGAUUACAAGGUUGCCUGAAUCAGUGAGUACUCUCUACAAUUUACAAACAUUAUUAUUAAAAGAUUGCCUCGCCCUUUGUAAGUUACCCUCCAACAUAGAAAAUUUGGUGAACUUGCGCCAUCUUGACAUUCGAGAUACUCCAAAAUUAGAAGAGAUGUCCUCAGGGAUUGGUAGAUUAAAAUGUUUGCAAACAUUACCAAAGAUUCUUAUUGGCAAAAAUAGUGGAUUUGGACUCGGAGAUUUGAACAACCUAUUGCUUCUGAGAGGGAUGCUUUCUAUUGUAGGGUUAGAAAAUGUUAUGGACGUGCAGGAUGCAGAGGAGACAAAUUUAAGUUGUAAGCAGGAUAUUAAUGAGUUGGAAUUUAAAUGGAACAGUGACAGUGAAAAUUCUCAAAAUGAAGGGCUGCAAGGGCAUCACAUUCCUAGUUGGAUUGGGGAUCCAUCAUUCUCUAAAACAGUGUAUAUUAGUCUUCGAGGUUGUACAAAAUGCAAGUUUUUACCACCACUUGGCCAGCUACCCUUCCUCAAAGAACUGUACAUAGAAGAAAUGGAUUCUGUAAGAAGCGUGGGUGCAGAGUUCAACUGUGGGGGUAACACUUUGGAGAUUCCAUUUCCAUCACUCGAGAUUCUGUCGUUUGGCGAGAUGCCAAAAUGGGAGGAAUGGUCUUGUUCGAAUGGUGUUGACUUUAGAGGACUUUUUCCUCGCCUUCGUGAGCUUAUUAUAUGCAAUUGUCCUAAACUGGUGAGUGUUCCACUUUUAAGACUUCUCUCUCUUUGCGAGUUAGAGAUAAAAAAUUGUGAUGAGGCUGUGUUGAAAAGUUUUAUCGAAUUACCCUCAUUAACCACAUUGAAAAUUGAGAAUAUGUCGGGUCUAACUCAUCUGCCGAAGGAGUUCAUGAAUGUGUUGGUGUCACUUCAAUGUCUUAGAAUUGUAGGAUGUGCUUUGCGUGGCAGAUGGGCUCGCACAAAAAACCUUUCCGGUUUGUCAGUAAGUUUUUGUGAAAAUCUGGAGAGAUUGCCUGAUGACCUGAAAAGCCUUACGUCUUCGAGGAGUUGUAUAUCUUUUGAGAACAGUCUCCCGCCCACGAUUAGUCGUCUUGCUGUUAAAUUUUGUCAUUCUCUGGAGUCCAUCCCUAACCGCAUCCCUCGUCUUGAAGACUUGACCCUCAAUAAUUGCUCCUCUCUAAGUUCUUUACCAAUAGACACUCUUCUCUCCACGCUUAAGUCAGUUCACAUUGAGAAUUGCGGGAAUUUGGAGUGUGUUAAAGAGACUGUCGAACAGAGCAUCAUGUCAGGAAGCUUUGGAAUCAGUAAUUGGCCCAAUUUGGGGAGUUUUGAAUUAUACAGGCAGGAAUUUAGAUGCCGGUUGAAAUAUCAAAUCCCCUACUCGCUCUCAGGGGGUGGUUUGCUCACUCCCAACUUAGUAACUAUUGAAAUUGAUGGGUUUGAGAAUCCCUUUUACUUUCCUAGCCAGAGUCAAAGCUUCACAUUCCUUAAAUCACUCAUUAUACGUAAUUGUAAAAGCCUUGAGUCCUUUCCUCACCAGAAUUUGCCCCCCAACCUAGAAGAGCUAUGUAUCUGCAAUUACGGAGAACUAAAGCCUCUAUCAGAGUGGGGCCUGCAAAGACUCUCCUCUCUUAGUUUUUUCACCAUGGGUAAU